AUGGCUCGAGAUGUUUCGGCAUCAGAGAGCAGCCGCGCACCAUCCGCGGCCAGUCUCUUGAGGGAUAGUGACAUCGUGUCGACCGAUUUGUCCGACACGGAGUCACAAAUGAGUGAAACGAGCGGCGUUACAACCCGCCAGACGAGGAAGAGGGCCUUCUUCAAGCGCGGCUCCGAAGGCUCAUCAGACGCAGCUGAGAAUCCGGCGAAGCGGGCGGUUUUACAAGCCGAUUUGGAACAGCCAGCGCGAAGAUGCAGAGCCAAGGCCAGCCACGGCGCCUCCAGUGUCCUCUACGCGGACCACACAGUGGAGGAAAUGGAGCUCAUGGCUCUGGAAGAUCAGAUGGAGAUCUACGAGGUAGCCUCCAAGGCCUCCAACUUGAAGGGGACCUUACAGAAGGCCCUGAAAUGCCGGGCAGCGAGCUUGCUCGGCAUUGUUAAGGAAUUGGCGCAGCGCACCACCUCCGAGGAGACGCGGCAACUGCAGGCGAAGGUGGAUCGCCUGCAGAAAGAGGUGUCCGCGCUGCACGCGCGCGUUGCCGAGCCCACGUCUCGGCCCGAGGGGAUGUCGGAAGGUCCAGGACCUAUGCCUCCCUCCUCCAACCUUGAGGAUAUUAUCCGCAAGGUAGUCAUGGAGGAGAGGGCCUUCACCAGGGCCUGUCUCGCCGGCAUCGAGGACCGGCUCCUACCGGAGAAGCGACUACGCCCUCCACUCGCGGCAGAUAAGGCACCCGGACGGAUGCCCAUCGCACCGGGGCCCUCAACGGCCCCAGCCCAAGCUAUGCCCCAGGUGCUAAAGACCACCAAGGGCAAAGGAAAGGGCAAGAAGACGUCACCGGCCCCGACUGCUCCGACGGUCCCUCCGGAACCAGUGAGGGAAGACCCAAUGCUGCCCUCCACCACCCCUUCCAACCAGCCUUGGAUUAAGGUGGUACCAAGGAAGCAGAAAGGGAAAAAGUCGGCUCCUGAGCCCCCUGCAGCCAAGCCUGCAGUUUCAGCGGACAAGAGGAGGAAGCUCGCUCCUCCUCCAAGAACUGCAGCCGUGUUAGUGACAUUGACCCCAGAGGCAGCGGAACGAGGGGAGACAUAUGAGUCCGUGCUGCGGCGGGCUCGUGCAAACGUCGACCCUGCGGAACUCGGAGCUGGCAGGGUCACGUGCCGGAAAACCCAAACAGGGGCCCGAAUCUUCGAGUUCUCGGGGGCCCAACGCGGCACCAAGGCGGACCUCUUCGCGACGAAGCUCCGAGAGGCUAUCUCGGAUACGGCCAAGGUCGUGAGAGCCGUCAAAUGUGUGACCCUUGAGGUGACCGACCUCGACGACUCGGUCACUCAAGAGGAGGUGGUGGCAGCAGUUGCGGCAGCGGGGGGCUGCCCUGUCGCAUCCGUCAAGGGCCGAGCCAUUAGACCUGGCCGUAGGGGCAUGGGCACUAUGAGAUUAGAGUGCCCGGUCGUAGUUGCCAAGGCGCUUCUGGCUAAGGGUCGCCUCCCAGUCGGGCUUAGCUCGGGUGGGGUCCGAGUGCUCGAGGAUGCGCCGAUGCGCUGUUUCAAGUGCCUCGGCAUCGGGCACACCCGGCCUCUCUGCCCGUCCACUGCCGAGCGUGGGGAAUUAUGCUUCCGCUGCGGAAAAGAGGGGCACAGGUUGGCCACCUGCGAGGCUGCCAACACGCAUUGCGCAGUAUGCGCUGCCAGUGGUCGUCCAGCUAACCACGUGAUGGCGGGCAGGGAAUGCCGUCCGCCACAAAAGAAGGGCAAACCGCAGGCACCGGUGCGGCCUGCCGCUGCCGCCGCCACUGAAACUCCAGUUCCAGUGCCGGCCACCGAGGGAAGCGCGAUGAACACCGACUGA
Molecule: messenger RNA, 1845 nt
Organism: Helicoverpa zea (corn earworm)
Lineage: Eukaryota; Metazoa; Arthropoda; Insecta; Lepidoptera; Noctuidae
Exons: 1
Coding region: 1-1845 (614 amino acids)
Molecular function (GO): zinc ion binding; nucleic acid binding
Source: RefSeq, a predicted model, not a curated record